ACCAGAAGCACAACAUCAACAAAACGACCACGUUGCUACUUCUGUAUUCAUACAUAUCCACACACAAAAAGUCAAAAUUCGUUUAAAUUAAUUCUUGAUUUUGAUCCAAGAAUAGAUCUUUUUAAUCUGUAUAAAUUGAACCCAUUUCAGCUGUUGCAAAUCACACAACUUUCUUUUGCUUUCUUGAAUACCCAAUUAAAAAGAUCAAGACUUUAUUGGACCAAAUCAUACAAUGGCCUCUGAUUCCAAGAAAACAGUUUAUGACUUCACUGUUAAGGAUGUGAAAGGGCAAGAUGUUGAGCUUAGCAAGUACAAGGGAAAAGUCUUGCUGAUUGUCAAUGUUGCUUCACAAUGUGGCUUUACGAACUCGAAUUAUCCUGAGUUGACAACCUUGUACCAGAAGUACAAGGAUCAAGGUUUUGAGAUUCUUGCUUUCCCAUGCAACCAAUUUGGCGGGCAAGAACCCGGAUCCAAUGAAGAAAUUCAGGAGUUUGCUUGCACUCGUUUUAAAGCCGAAUACCCCGUCUUUAGCAAGGUCAAUGUGAAUGGGAAAGAAGCCGAUCCUUUGUACAAGUUCUUGAAGUCGAGCAAAGGCGGAUUUCUUGGUGACAGUAUCAAAUGGAAUUUCACAAAGUUCCUAGUUGACCGUGAGGGGAAGGUCGUUGACCGAUAUGCACCCACCACCAGCCCUCUGAGCAUCGAGAAGGACAUAAAGAAGCUGCUUAACGUCGCUUAAGUUUCAUGAGCGGGUUGGUUCUUGAGAGUCAUUUUAGCAAUAAACUAGCAACCGUCGAUGUUAUUACUUGUUUGUAAAUUAAUUUGUCGGAUGUUUUCGUGUUUAGUGUGGUGUUAAAUGAAGUUUGGUUUAUUAUUUGGUAUAUGAUAUAUGAGAUUUGACUUAUAUGUA
Messenger RNA from Helianthus annuus (common sunflower), 907 nucleotides. Its product is annotated as probable phospholipid hydroperoxide glutathione peroxidase. Gene Ontology annotation, cellular component: cytosol. The record is from RefSeq and is a predicted model, not a curated record. Bases 233 to 736 code for a protein of 167 amino acids. Gene Ontology annotation, molecular function: glutathione peroxidase activity. NCBI's taxonomy places the organism in Eukaryota, Viridiplantae, Streptophyta, Magnoliopsida, Asterales, Asteraceae. The transcript is spliced from 6 exons. Gene Ontology annotation, biological process: response to oxidative stress.